Sclerotinia borealis F-4128 is the source of this 1551-nucleotide messenger RNA. The record is from the annotation of a GenBank genome assembly. NCBI's taxonomy places the organism in Eukaryota, Fungi, Ascomycota, Leotiomycetes, Helotiales, Sclerotiniaceae.
AUGGAUUCCCCACCACAUCACCCAAAAGUGAUUAGACGUGUGGAUGGCAUGCAGAGGUUGAGAGUUGGGACUUCGAUAUCACGAGCUUCGUUGUUGGCGACUUUGCAAAACUCACCACACACAGGACGAAUGGUUGUGAUGAAGAGAAACAUCAUGCGGAAAAUCCCCAGUCCGAUCAGAACUGCCUUGAUGACUCUCCGAGGGGGAACGACAAUCAAGAUCAGGCGGAUGAUCUCCGAGCCUUUCAACGUCGUGAAAUUCGUUGACGGUGAGCCGGUGCUGAUGCACCGGUAUCAUGAGUUGGUGAUGGAUCCCAGAGACCCAUGCAUUCCACUCAGUGAGCUCCAAGCCAUAAACGAACGCUUUCCGAUGACGAUGUCGCCAAGCCGAGGACGAGGAUCUGCAGGCACACCAACACACACGGUGGCAGCCCAGGCACCAGCAGCACUCGAAUCCGCAACAGCAGCCCCCGUACUGUGCCUUCAAAGAAGCUCGCCUCGGCAUCUCACAAUCAACGCUCCUGAUUUGUCGUCCACCACUGUGGAUGGCAAGACAGUCGACCCUUCCACCCAACCGCACCGUCCAAUCAGACCACCGCCCGCCUCGAGCUCAGAGACGAGUCGCGCUUGGAGGACCCACGCCGAAAAUGCACGCAAAAGCUACAUGAAGCUCAGUCGAGCGGUCGACACAAUCUUCCAGGAGAAGCAACAACUCGAGGACAGGAAUCGACAACUCGAAGAAGAGUUGCAAACACAACGUGCCGCCGCAAGUCAGCAACGAGCGUUUUUAAGCCACUUCAAGAUGAUGUUGGAGAGGGAAUCGAUGAAAGUGGAGUUGCUUGAGAAAAAACUCGAAAACGCAGCCGAAGUUGCAGCUGCAACUGAAGCCUCAAAAGCCAACAAUGUAAAGCGAUCAUCAUCACAACGAACAGCUGAGUCGACGGAGAGCUGGAGUUAUUCUGAUGAAGCAAAGUUCCAUGCAGUGAAAUUUCCCAUUCCAUUCCCUCCACCAUCGCCGACCGUGUCAAUGAUUCCUUCAGGCAAUUCAUCAAUCUCCACAGCCGAGACUGAUGAUCGCAAAGGCUGGGUCACCGCAACGAAGAUUCUCACUGGCUCCGGAUCAGAAGAUCAAUCUGAUCACGAAGGCAGCAAGGACAGCGAGAACCACCAACCGGAGCCCGCAUCUCCCAUCGAACUUCCAACCGAACUUCCAACCGAACCAACAACACCGGCCACCCACCCAGCCUUCACCAUCCGCACCACCCUCAACCACAUCAAUUUCAACAGCAGCAUCGACAGCCGCAUCACGCGUCACCCCGCCUUCUUCCGCAUCCCCAUCUCUCCGAUCCAGGAAACACUCGCUUCGGCGUGUGUGGACUGGUGCCUGGAGCUGUUUGGGUGGGAGUGGUGCAGUGUGCCGGAUUUGAAGUUGGUGGAUCCGUUCGCGGGGGAGAAGAGGAGGAGGAGAGGUUUUGGGAGAGUUUUCCAGGGUAGGGAAUUGGUGGAUUUGAGGCUGAGCGGUUUGAGGGGGGAGAGGGAAGAGGAGGAGUAA